This is a messenger RNA of Moneuplotes crassus, 721 nucleotides long. The record is from the annotation of a GenBank genome assembly. Lineage: Eukaryota; Ciliophora; Spirotrichea; Euplotida; Euplotidae.
UGUAAGUAUUCAAAAUAUACUGUAGACUAAAACACCUCUUAAAAAUAAGAGAAAGAUAAUUCAGCUAAAUUUUCUGAACAGUAGUAUUUUAGAAUAUCAAAAAGAUUUCAACCAAAAAGCUGAAAACAUUUGGGAGUAAGACUACAGGCAAUUAUUCUCAAAUAUAAGUGUUUAUCUUCCCUUUAAAUUCAUCAAUUAAAUUAUUAAAGCCCAACUUUUCUACAUAGUAUUCUUCCUUCACUUACAAUUUUAAGAAAUUACAAAGAAGAAAUAAGCAAGAUUAAGAUAAAAAUCAAGAAAAAACAAGUUGCCAAAAACCGGCUCACUUUCCAAAGACGAAGCUCUCUUGUAGAGUCUCAUGGUUGGAAACAACAGCCCAUCAUCAACCUAAAUUCCUGUUUCAGCAAGAAAUAUAGCUUAAAAUAGCCCAAAGAAUAAGCAAAAUCAGAUCCAAUUGGCAAAAAUCAGCUUAAAGAGAUCAUCCAAGAUAAGAAGCCCGAUAUUGGCAAAUAAAGAGCUCAGGUGCUCUUCUAUCUUCUCUAAAUAACCAAGCUAUGAACAAUUCCUCAGAGAUUGACAUAAAGGGAUUCCUCCCAAGUCUUGUAAAGGAGCCUAAAACACCUAAUUCCAGCAAUCACAAAGGAAAAUACAAGUUGAAAAAGCAUCAUAAAUCUCAUUGAGCGCGAAUUGUGGCAAAAAAAUCUAACAAAGCUUAACAAAU